UCCUCCAAUGAGAUAGCGGAUAGCGGCUUGUUGUGUUGUCUGCAGAUGUGCUGAUCUGCUACCAGCUGUUGAUGUUGUGUUGUCAUUAUUUUUAUUUUUAUUAUUCAAGAACCAAGAAUUCAAGUCUCAACUCAACUCAAUUGACGAUUCGACGAUUGAUUGACGCACUGAAAUAGAAAUGUCAACAGAGUGACCUGUAAACAAUUGUGAAGGUUUUAAGAAAAAUGCUUUUAAAUAUAAAUGUAAUGAGAGUCAUUAGGGCUGCCAGAAAUUAUUGUUCAAAAAAUGUAGGGCUAAGUGAUAAAAAGCAGACAAUUGAGGAGAAGGUUGCAGGGAUGUCAGCUCAAGAACUAGUGAGAAACGUCAUUAAAGUAUCAGACUGGAAUAAGAGGCUCUUAGUGUUUUCUGGACGGUACAAAUCUAUGAAGGAUGUUCCCGAUCACUUACCGUUCGGUACAGUGGACAAGGAACGUAACAGAGUUAGAAUCAAGGUAGCUAACUACAUGAUGAUUGCGACUGUUUUUGGCUGCUUAUUCACCGCCUGGAGCGGUAGGAAGGCUGCAGAAUCUGGCGAUUCUGUGGAAAAACGACAACUGGACUGGCACAAAGAAUACAAUGAGAAGGCGAAGAAAGAAGAAGCUGCUAAGACUGCCUAGAGAUACUAACUUGUAGAUAUUACUGUAAUAUACAAUCACUCAUAUUACCAUUUAUAUUUGUAUAGUGAUUUACCAGAUAUUUUUGCAUGGUUUGUUUUCAAUGUACCUAAUUAAAUACAUAUAUGUA
Molecule: messenger RNA, 783 nt
Organism: Macrosteles quadrilineatus (aster leafhopper)
Lineage: Eukaryota; Metazoa; Arthropoda; Insecta; Hemiptera; Cicadellidae
Product: UPF0389 protein CG9231
Exons: 3
Coding region: 225-656 (143 amino acids)
Source: RefSeq, a predicted model, not a curated record